GAGCCAGGGCCGGGUAAGGUCUGAGCGAAGCGCCUAGGCUAGCGGGCCCGGCGCGCCUCCUCGGCCACUAUGAGCUGCACGAUCGAGAAGAUCUUGACGGACGCCAAGACGCUGCUGGAGCGGCUGCGCGAGCACGAUGCGGCGGCCGAGUCGCUGGUGGACCAGUCGGCUGCGCUGCACCGGCGGGUGGCGGCGAUGCGGGAGGCGGGCGCCGUGUUACCCGAGCAGUAUCAAGAGGAUGCAUCCGACGUGAAGGACAUGUCUAAAUAUAAACCUCACAUUCUGCUGUCUCAAGAGAAUACCCAGAUUAGAGACUUACAGCAGGAAAACAGAGAACUGUGGGUUUCCUUGGAGGAGCACCAGGAUGCGUUGGAACUGAUCAUGAGCAAGUACCGGAAACAGAUGUUACAGUUAAUGGUCGCUAAGAAAGCCGUGGAUGCCGAACCAGUUCUGAAAGCUCACCAGUCUCACUCUGCAGAGAUUGAAAGUCAGAUCGAUAGAAUCUGUGAAAUGGGAGCAGUGAUGCGGAGAGCUGUUCAGGUGGACGAUAACCAAUUCUGUAAGGUUCAGGAGAGACUAGCUCAGCUGGAGCUUGAAAAUAAGGAACUUCGAGAGUUACUGUCCAUCAGCAGUGAAUCUCUGCAGGUUGGAAAAGAAAGCUCUGUGGCUCCUGCCUCUCAGACCAUCAAGUAACUGGACUUCCGAAGGCUGGCUACAGCUUGCCCGUCAGAGCGAGAAGCCGUGCCCUCCUCUCCUGCCGUGUCCAAGAGUCCUGCCGCAGACUUGACUUAGUGUUGGGUAGAGGUAUGGGGUGGCAGUUUAGAAUUGCCACUUGGUAUUCAUUGUCCACUAACUAGUUUGGGGUGUACUAGUGAAACUAGACAAGUCCCCCAUUGCUGGGACAGAGAUGACAUUUGUCACUCUAGUCCGGAAUCUCUAUAAACUGUUACCUGCAGUUCAAUGUUGUUUUUCACAGCUUGGAAACACUGAACACUUUUAUUAUAAGCCAGGAUUUUAUUUUAUAUAGGAUUAUAAAAAUUCCUUCUAAGAGUUUUUCAAAGAUUUAACUUUUUAAAAAUACAUAUUUGGUGUAAACCUAGAUUUUUUUUUUCUUCCACUUGUAAAAGUAGCAUGACUUCAAAGAAGCAGAUUGGCAGAGUCUCUGAGUGACGUCGCUCAUCCAUGGGGUUUGAUCCUCUCCGGUGCUAGGAGUUGGCACUUUGUGGUCAGGUGUCUUUGCUCUUAAUUUGAGAGAAUCUAUUAGUCCCCAGGAAAUACGCUUGAAAACAAGUAAGCCGGGUUCGCGUUGCUCCUCCUCCUCCUCAAGGAUCCACAGUCAUUCAGAGAGUGCUGAGGAACUUGGGCCUGCCCCAUCAUGCACAGGGAGCUAUUAGAUGUACAUGACUGUACAUGUACAUUGGACUUAAAUGCCAAAAAUAGCUUUUAUUUAUUUGACCAAGUAGUUUUCCAUUCUGUCUGCCUAAGGAGUCUUCGGCUUAGGUAGUUGCCUUGUAUGAGACAUACACAUACACACACACACACACACACACACACACACACACACACAUACCUCACUCACAGGUUCCUAGCUCCUAGGCACUUUCAUGGACACACAGCUGUGCUGUGCUGUGCUGUGCAGAGCAGCACCACUGGGAUGGUUUAGACCGGCAUCAGUACUUUGCUGUCUUUCCAUCUGCUGGGUUUUCUCAUGGAAGCAUUUUAUUACUCACAGAAAGUUACCACAUUCCUGAUGCCAUGCAUUCAGGCAAUCAAGAACAACCUGAGAUUCUAAUAGCUCCCUGUCAGUUCCUUCUCAUCUUGGUUUGCUCAUAUGUCAGGUUUAUAAAUAAUUCCUUUUGCACUGUUUGCCCAGAUGGACUUUGGUUUUUGUUCCCAUGUUAACUUUCACUCCAGCUGCUCCCCUUGAUGUUUCCCCUAAGGGCCCCAAGUGUGUACUCCACAAACCCAUUCAGGGGUGGGUUCCUUUACCACUUGUCAGCUGUCACAGCAGGUCCCAUCACAGUGAGAGCAUUAUCAGUCAGUCUAUUUCAGCAGUGAGCAUGGUGUCCCUUUCUUUAUCUGCCUUCUGUUCCCGUAGCACUCACUACAAAGGUCUUUGCAUCUAGCUUUCAGAGGAAUCUCUCCAUUGCAGUCCUGAGGGUAGAGCAAGCUUUCGGUGCCCUGUGUCGUAUAAAUUCUGCCUGGUGUUAGUGCUGUGAAGGCAUUGCAGAGCUAGCACAUUGAAUGGAGAAAGAAUGUUUCACACUUGUGUGAAGAUGCUAAUAUCUCUUGCAAUGGGUGGAAGUAUUUAGUGUAUAAAAUUUUAGUAUGAAAUUAUAUUAACUAAUAAAAACCUUUUUGAGAAGAUUUGCUCAUUUUACUGAGAAAUGAGUCUAAGAAGUUGAGCUGGAAAAAAAAAGGAAGUUUAGCUGAGCAGUGGCGAUGUACACCUGCAAUCCCAGCACUUGGAAGGCAGAGGCACAUCUCUUGAAUUCGAGGACAUGCAGGUUUACCUAGUGAGUCCCAGGAGACUACACAGGGAGACCCUGUCUUGAAAAAAGCAAAAAGAAGUAUAGGAGAUUUUUUUCACAUAUUCACAUACAUAGCAACCAUGGCAAGUGUUCAUGACAUAGAUGUCAUAAGCAGCUUGCAAUUAUUCAAUAUAUUCAGCAGUAUAAACCUUUGAAAAGCACAUUAACAACCUAUUCAUUGCAGAAGUCCUGAAUGUAUAAUUUACCACUGAAGUCUAUUUCCAUGUUUCUUAAAAUGCACCUAAUGAAAUAGAAAUUUAUGGAUGG
This is a messenger RNA of Mus musculus (house mouse), 2798 nucleotides long. RefSeq names its product suppressor of IKBKE 1 (gene Sike1). The record is from RefSeq and is marked provisional. The transcript has 5 exons. The coding region runs from base 70 to 693 and encodes 207 amino acids. Gene Ontology annotation, cellular component: cytoplasm; FAR/SIP/STRIPAK complex. Lineage: Eukaryota; Metazoa; Chordata; Mammalia; Rodentia; Muridae. Gene Ontology annotation, biological process: negative regulation of hippo signaling. Gene Ontology annotation, molecular function: small GTPase binding; protein kinase binding; protein-macromolecule adaptor activity.